CGUCUCUCUCCCCCUCCAUCCCUUUCUCUCUCCAUCUCUCUAUUUCCACUGCGGAGGCUAACAGCAGGGGUACUCUCUUCUGCUGUGGCGAUUGGAAGCCAGUUUCAAACGCUGCUAUUUUCUGUGUGUGUGUCUAUGCGCGCACACGUGUGUGUUCGCUGCACUGGAGCGCAGGAGCACUGCCAGGAGAGAGAGAGAGAGAGAGAGAGAGGAGUGUUUGGCUACUUCUGCUGUGCAUUCUUCUUCUCCGUCUGAUAGGAUGAGGAAGAGGAUGCAGCCGUGAACACUGACUUAACAACUGUAUGAGGAGACCUGACAGGUAGACCACAGCCUCUCAGAGGGGUGUGUCCGCACCCAUUGAGGGCGUGUCUGACUGGAAUCUCUGGACCUUCAUCUAGGCUGUCCAUUUGUCAGUCUUUAAAGAAAAACGAACAAAGGCAGCGCUGAGGGGCGGCGACUAUGGCGAGUUUUGGGAAACUUACGGACUACUUUAACCGUCGUAAGUCCCGCGAGGAGCUGAGGGGGGGCAGGAGCUCACGGAGGAGUGGCAGCUACUGCUGUACGGUGGCCGAGGCCAGGUCGCUGGAGAGGAAGCUGCAGAGGCCUCUAUUGGCCAAGUCCCGGACACUACCCAGCAUCCCCCAGUCCCCUACCGUGGCCAGGGUCCACCACUCAGACCUGAUUGGUGGGAGUCCUCCUCGCAGGACGUCUUUGGCCAGCAACAGCCAUCAGCCCAAGGCCUGCACUUUGCCCCCUGAAGGGGAUCUGUGGCGUCUGGAGGACGACGUGGAGGGCGAGGAGGAGGCGGGGCGUCUGUGUGCCGCCGCCCGCCCCCCGCUCACAAUCGCCCUUCUCCCACUUCCGCACGCGCACCGCAUACCUGCGCAAGAGCGUCUCCGUGGACGACCCCCUGGGCAUGGUAGACUACUGCUCGUCGGCGCCCCUCGAGGGCAAAGGCAGUCGCGGCGGCAAGGGCAAGCUCAAGAGGAAGUUUAGUCUGGGGUCAGCGGACAGGAAAGAGUUCCAACAAAAGAAGCCAGAGUCGAGCAUAUCAAAAUUCACUCACCGGCUGUCCCUAAAAGAGCGGCAGACCAAACCUGAGAAGACUACACUGGAUAGACCUCCGUCCUACAGGAGGCGCUCUCUCAGUCUGGACUGGGCCGACUCAGCCAAGAUGAACCAGCGAGAGAUGCGAGAGCCUCAUCCUCCUCCCAUCCGGAACAAGUCCACCAGUCUGUCAUCCCCCAGUGCCGCCCGCCGCCUGUACAGGAACCUGUCAGGGAAGUUCCGUGUGGGCAACCUGCCUGGCCUGGAAGACAGUGUGGUGUCGGGACGGGGCGAUAAGGAGCGCCUUCGCAAGUCCACUAUGUUCCAGAGUAACGAGGCGCUGUUCGAGGCGGUGGAGCACCAAGAGAUGGACCUGGUGCAGUUACUCCUGUCCCAGUACAGUACGGAGGAGCUGGACCUCAACACCCCUAACAGUGAGGGCCUGCUGCCCCUGGACAUCGCAGUCAUGACCAACAACGUACCCAUGGCCAGGCUGCUGCUCCGCGCCGGAGCCAAGGAAAGCCCCCACUUUGUGAGCCUGGAGGGCCGUGCGGUGCACCUGGCCACGUUGGUCCGUGAGGCCGAGCAGCGUGUGGGGGACUUGCAGGCCCAGGUGCGGAGUGAGUUCCCCGGGGAGCGGGAGGCGUCGGACCAUGAGAGGCAACUCAAGGCCUGGGAGUGGAGGCACCGGCUCUUCAGACGCAUGCAGACGGGCUUUGAGCAUGCCAGCCCUCCGGAUGUUCCCAGCUCUGUCCGUCUGUCUGUCAGUAGCAGCUCCAGUCUGAGGGUGGACUUCCAGGAGCCUCUCAGUGUCAACUCUGCGGUAGUCACCAAGUACAAAGUGAGUUGGAGCAGUUCCCCUUCCCUCAGUCCUCUGUUGGGUGAGGUGCUAGUAGAGGACACCAGUCUACUGCAGUGCAACAUUACUGACCUCACACGCGGAGAAUAUUACUAUUUCCAGGUGUCUGCCUUCAACAUGAAGGGAUGGGGUCCUGCCCAGAACUCCACCCCAUCCUGCGCCUCCCCUUCCAGUUGGAGGGAGAUUGACGGCCGCGCACCUCGCCAGCGGGGACAGAAGGAGGCGCUAGACCAGCUACUGGGACAGAUUAAAGAGACGCAUCGCCACUGUGUGUGCCACGAGCAGUGCAAAGCCCCUCCACACGUGAGGAAACAUUCCGUAUCCAAAAGCCUGCGCCACCUCUUCCAACCUACCAGCAAAUUUGUCAAAAGCUUGAAACGAGGUCUCUACUUGACGUCUAUAUUCUACCGAGAUGACAACGUACUUGUGACGCCUGAGGACCAGAUCCCUAUCGUAGAGAUAGAUGACUCCUACUCCAGCUCACUGAUGCAGGACUUCCUAUGGUUCACUAAGGUGUCCUACCUAUGGGAGGAGAUUCCGUGGCUGCAGCAGUGUCUCAGCCCCUCCCAGUCUUCCUGCUCCUGCACCCUCCAGACACGCCUCAAGAUGCUGCAGGCCGUAUCCCAACUACAGGGAAUGCUGGGAACUCAGGACCUGGGUCAGGUUUAUUUUGAGCCAAUCAAAGACAAGCAUGGCAACGCUCUGCUGGUGUUGCUGAGGGACAUGAACGUGUGUCCCAGUCUGGACGGGGUGAAGUGGACACAUCUGUGUAAGCUUCAGCUUCAACGCAAGUCCAUCUCGUCCCCCGAGGAGCCCACGGCCCUGGACACGCUGCUCAUCACCCUCCACGAGAAGCUGGCGUACCACAGACGGAGCAGGAAGCUCCUCUCCCCAGGCCUGUACCUGGGCUACCUGAAGCUGUGUAGCUCUGUGGACCAGAUCAGAGCCCUGGUGCCUCAGAAGCUACCCAACGUCCUCUGUCAUGCUAAGAUACGAGACAACUGUAAUGUGUCUAGGGAGGAGUGGCAGUGGCUGCAGGCCCUCAGUUCUCUGGAGGAGUCUCUGGAGAUGGACCAGGAUGUGCAGAGCGCUCCACACCGCCUCCUACAGGACCUACGCAGCGCUGCCAAGGACCUCAUGGCCCACAUGAACAUCCCUGUCAGCCAGGUGCAGGACUUCCGUAUCUACGCCCAGGAGGUGUUGGAAUUUGGGGACAAGGUGUCCUUCCUGCUACUUCUGCCCCCCUCAGACGACGUGUGUACGGCCCCCGGCCAGAACAACCCCUAUUCCCCCCGAUCAGGCUUCCUCACCCUGCCUCUGCAGAUCUUUGAGCUGGUUCACUUUGAUGCCUACUGCCCCAGCUUCAUAGGGCAGUACUGCCGUGUGUCUGCCCUGCUGGAGCUGGAGUCGCUCAUGUCCCAGCAGACCCUGAGGGAGGCCUUCUCUGAGACGGAGCUCCACGCUGCCAAGCAGAAACACCAGCAGGUCCAGGAGCACAUGCAGCAAAUGGAGGAGGUGUGGCGGGAGGCGCGGUGGAUCAUGGACGCCCUGCAGUAUGCCCGCUACAAGCAGCCCACCGGGGCCAUUUCCCUGGCCUGGAUCAUCCACUUCUCCAGCGACGCGGAGCCCGACACGCCCCGCUCCACCUCCUCCCAGCCAGACUACCUUCCCUCACCCAUGCCCUCCCCCGAACCCAGCCGCAAGCACUCUGUAGACUUCCACGGUCUCUCAGAUGAAGAGGGUUCCUCUGAGGUCUUCCUCACCACUGACAGCGACUAUGACUCUAGCCGUGCCCAGAGCCCCCGCGAGUUGGACCUUCUGCCCCCCUCGCCCCUCUCCUCCUCCGGCGGCGGUGUGGGAGGAGGGGGUGGAGGGGGUUCAGGGACAGGAGCGCUGAGAGACUCCACCCCAGACGUGCUCCAGGCCUCGGAGCCCCAGACAGGCCCUACCGGCGAACAACGGCUGAGCGGAGGGGGGCCCGGUGGGGAGAGGCGGAGGGGCAGGGGGGGUCCCAUGGAGCUCUUCGACAGCGACUUCAUCCUACCCAGCAGGCAGAUCGAACUACUGAGGAUCACGGAGAAGAGGCAGGCCUUCUGUGUGAGAACCAGUAGUCUUGAAUUCCCCUCUUCCUCUGGUGGUCAUACUGCACACUCACCCUCACCAUCCUCCUCUCCCCAUCGCCGCUGGCACCGACCCUCCUCUGUGGACCGCUGCUGCCCUGCUGAGCGAUGCCUGACGCACCCCCAGCCCCCCGCCCGCACCCUGUCAGAGGACAGCGGCACCCAGAGGCUCUCAGGUUCCCCCUCGCCCGGUGCCCACAGGAAAGGCUGGCACGCCACGCUCCGGGUGUACCCGCAGUACCGAACCGGGCUCCCCAAGGAAACCAGUGUCAAGCUGCGGGUGACACCAGGCACGUCGGCCAGGGAGAUGGUCCAGCUGGUGGUGCAGGAGAUGAACGCGGUGUCGCGCCGGCUCCUCAGUGGUAGCAGUAGCAGUAGUAAUGGAGGGGGAGCGGAGGGGGAGAAGUGUCUGUACAGCCCUGAGCAGCUGGAGCACUUUGGACUGGUGCUGGUGGUGGACGGCAGGGAGAAGUGGCUCCAGGAUGACUUCUGUCCCCUGGAGCUGCAGAACCCCUGGCUCCGGGGCAAGCUGUGUGUCCGCAUCAAGGAGUACUCGCCCCUGGCACUGCAGUACAGCAGGGCGACUACUGUCUGAAACUAAGGGGUGGGGAAGGA
Salmo salar (Atlantic salmon) is the source of this 4641-nucleotide messenger RNA. The record is from RefSeq and is a predicted model, not a curated record. NCBI's taxonomy places the organism in Eukaryota, Metazoa, Chordata, Actinopteri, Salmoniformes, Salmonidae.